Suillus bovinus is the source of this 753-nucleotide messenger RNA. RefSeq lists its product as uncharacterized. Lineage: Eukaryota; Fungi; Basidiomycota; Agaricomycetes; Boletales; Suillaceae. The coding region runs from base 1 to 753 and encodes 250 amino acids. The transcript is spliced from 3 exons. The record is from RefSeq and is a predicted model, not a curated record.
AUGCCUCUGUCCUCCUACCCCCUGCACUGCUGCACACUGCACGCCGCCGCCACCGCUUCUACAGCUCAGCAGCCAUCACCCAGGCCACCACUACCCUCUACAACAUCUGUGCCAUCUUCCUCACCUAAAAUCUCAGCACCUCAGUGGUCUGUGCACCCCCAGCUUGCAGCAUCCUGCAGGCUGCCUCCCACCUCAUUCUACAAUGCUUGCACCCAGCACCAAGUUGUCUCUGUGUCCCCAGAACACUGCCUGCACCAACCUGCUUCCCACCUCAUUAUCCUUGCCCACCACUGCCCUCUACAACACCUGCCCAAGUGGUUCGUGCGCCCACUAUCAAACCUGGUCUCAGCUAAUCGCCUACGCCUACAGAUUCACCACUUGCAGAUCGCACCAUUCAGAUCCACCAACACCUGGUGUGGUCUACUUGCCUACGCCUACAGAAUCCUCACUUGGGGAUUGCACUAUUCAACCGUUUGUCCACCUGAAUCAUCACUUGGGGAUCGCACUAUUCAACUGUUUGUCCACCUGGUCCGUGCGCCCACUAUCACCCGGUCUCAGCUAAUCGCCUACACCUACAGAAUCCUCACUUGGGGAUUGCACUAUUCAGAUGUUGACCACCAGGCCACCUGGUCUACACCACUGCUGCUGCCAUUGCCAUCCCAUCAGUUCGAAGACACCACGGCUACUGCCCUUGCCAUCCUGUCAGUCCAGCACUUUCUCAAGCGUGCAGACUAUCAACAAUGCUUAGAGUGA